Molecule: messenger RNA, 633 nt
Organism: Aspergillus fumigatus Af293
Lineage: Eukaryota; Fungi; Ascomycota; Eurotiomycetes; Eurotiales; Aspergillaceae
Product: putative polyketide synthase
Exons: 3
Coding region: 1-633 (210 amino acids)
Biological process (GO): fatty acid biosynthetic process; secondary metabolite biosynthetic process
Molecular function (GO): fatty acid synthase activity; phosphopantetheine binding
Source: RefSeq, a predicted model, not a curated record
AUGAACAUAUACAUGGUUAUCUUCCGCCUGCGCCCAGACGACUCAUUCUUCAUAGCCAGUGGGCUCAAGGGACUCUGUGGAAGCAUCGCAGUCUACCUGGGCCGGCACGGAGCAAGAAAUUGGUUGUUAUCUGUCGCAGUGUGGAAUAUCACGUCCCUUGGCGACGUCCGCCGUGCCUUUACUACGGCCUCGUUGCCCGUCAUCGGCGUAGUUCAAGGCACAAUGGUCCUACGCGACCGCAUGUUCUCGACCAUGACGCCCGACGAGUUCCGACAGCCAUCGCAUCAAAGUUUCCGGAGCUUGAAACCUGCGUCACGCGUCGCUCGAGCUAUCAACUUCAUUGCAUUUCAUUAUCCUCCUAUCCAGCGGCUCAUCGGGCGACACGGACCAUGCCAUUUACUCACUGCCGCCGUGGAGCUGGCGAAUCCGGUCCUGAUGCGCAGCUUGGGUGUUGUGGAGCCGUUGAAACCGACGCGCCCCCUAAGCAAUUACGGAGUUGACUCGCUGGUCGCCGUGGAGUUGAGGAACUGGGUCCCUCAGCAGUUGGAGAUUGACAUUAGUGUGUUGCAGAUUGUGAGUGUUAGGACUCUGACGGCGUUGUGCGAGACGCUUCUGGGCAAGUUGGUGCGGUAG